Suricata suricatta (meerkat) is the source of this 1489-nucleotide messenger RNA. RefSeq names its product putative olfactory receptor 10J6. NCBI's taxonomy places the organism in Eukaryota, Metazoa, Chordata, Mammalia, Carnivora, Herpestidae. Gene Ontology annotation, biological process: G protein-coupled receptor signaling pathway. Bases 115 to 1041 code for a protein of 308 amino acids. Gene Ontology annotation, molecular function: G protein-coupled receptor activity; olfactory receptor activity. Gene Ontology annotation, cellular component: membrane. The transcript is spliced from 2 exons. The record is from RefSeq and is a predicted model, not a curated record.
CUAUUUGGUUUUCCAGCUACAGAGGUCACACCAGAGAAACAACGCAAGUCCACAUCAGGAUGGAGACGGCUCUGUGCUGACUUCCACCUUGUUUUCGGACACUGGAAUUGAAGAAUGCAGAGAAAGAACCUCACUGAAGUGACCGAGUUCAUUUUCCUGGGAUUCUCCAGAUUCCAUGAGCAUCAGUCCACUCUGUUUGUGGUUUUCCUCAUCCUGUACAUGUUAACCCUGGCUGGCAAUGCCAUCAUUGUGACGGUCAUCUGCGUCGACCGUCACCUCCACACACCCAUGUACUUCUUCCUGAGCACGCUGGCGAGUUCGGAGACCGUCUACACACUGGUCACCAUUCCACGGAUGCUGUCUGGUCUCACAGCCCAGAACCAGCCCAUCUCCUUGGCAGGCUGUACCACCCAGAUGUUCUUCUUUGUUGCCUUAGCCAUCAACAACUGCUUUCUACUCACAGUGAUGGGCUAUGACCGCUACGUGGCCAUCUGCAACCCCCUGAGGUACACGGUCGUCAUGAGCAUGAGGGUGUGUGUCCAGCUGGCAUGUGGAGCCUUCAGCAUUGGCCUGGCCAUGGCCACCGUCCAGGUGACAUCCAUCUUCACCCUACCCUUCUGUCACAGAGUGAUUGGACAUUUCUUCUGUGACAUCCUCCCUGUCCUAAAACUCUCCUGUAUUGACACCACUAUCAAUGAGAUCAUCAAUUUUGUUGUCAGUUCCCUUGUGAUCCUGGUCCCUGUGGGCCUGGUCUUCAUCUCCUACGUCCUCAUCAUCUCCACCAUCCUCAGGAUCUCCUCCACCCAGGGCCGGAAGAAGGCCUUUGCCACCUGUGCCUCCCACCUCACGGUGGUCAUUGUCCACUACGGCUGUGCCUCCAUUGCCUACCUCAAGCCCAAGUCCGAGGAUUCUGCAGAACAAGACCUUCUUCUCUCAGUGACUUACACCAUCAUCACUCCUUUGUUGAACCCCGUUGUCUACAGUCUGAGGAACAAGGAGGUCAAGGACGCUCUGCGCAGAGCUGUGGGAAGAAGCAUCUAAUACGUUGACCUGUUGCUAAGAGACCUCAAUCUCUGAGCGAUGCGUGUCUUCACGGCCUCCAGCCUUGCAAGUCCGUCCUGUCCAGUCCAUUCCUGAAUGGGAUGUGCCCAUCUUCCGUCAGCACCCCUACAUGAAAUCUUUUUGUUUUCAUAUAUGCCAAAGUUCUGGCCAGGUGUUUUCAUCUGGGUAGUUGAAAGGUCAGAGAGGAUGGGCAUGGUUUUUAAGAAAGUAUAUCUGCAUUUCGAGAGAGGGGCAGGGAAGGUCUUAAAAGCAUAUUAAAUGUGAUUCUUUGGGGUUUGAAAAGAAAAACUUCUAGAACUUUCAUAAUAUGACCUCCAAAAAUGGAACUGGACAAAAUCUCAGCAAGGGAAGAAUAGUCAAUAGUGAAAUUAUAUCAGAACCUUUGGGAAAAAGGAGGUGUGUAUUAAAAAAAAAAAAGAUUAAGAAA